This is a messenger RNA of Neltuma alba, 3534 nucleotides long. RefSeq lists its product as uncharacterized. The record is from RefSeq and is a predicted model, not a curated record. NCBI's taxonomy places the organism in Eukaryota, Viridiplantae, Streptophyta, Magnoliopsida, Fabales, Fabaceae. The transcript is spliced from 7 exons. Gene Ontology annotation, molecular function: protein dimerization activity; DNA binding. Bases 700 to 3399 code for a protein of 899 amino acids.
UGAUUAUGCCAGAAAUAUUAGUAGCUGGCUAGCUGCUGACAAUUUGAGCUUGAAAUUCAUGGAUUUUUCAUUUUCUGAGUUUAGUGGGAUGUAUGGAUUAGCUUGAUUAGCUGGAGAACACACGCUUUGGAAAAUAAACAAUUGUGAAUUUUGUUGCUUUUGGUUUGGGUUAAUCAGAUGCUAAUUGCUAGCAUCAAACUAACAGAGCUCCAGCAAAGAUGUGAAGGAAGAAAACAAAAUAAAAAUUGUUUGUUCCUCUCUGAAACAGGUAGUAAUCUCUCAGAUGAUUGUGUCAUAAGUUUCAUGAGUAUUGAACCUUGAACUUCUCGUUCAGUUUAAUUAUUUAUUCAAUGUUUCAAUAAUCUAUUUCUCUCUAAAGGCUGAAGUUACAUUUGGCGCUUGUUCAAAUAUCCUCUUUAAAAGAUGAAAAUACUCAGCAACUGCGGAAUAAAACUUAAAUGGGCCUCAGGAAGAAGGGGUGCUUAUACAUGGAUAUGGCCAACUUUUCAGCUCAGUCAUCACAGUUCUCUGAGAUCAGUGCAGCAGUUUGCCUGCUCAAAUGCAUACCAUGAUCACUGGAACAGGGAAGGCUCUUAGAUUGCUGGAUAUGUUAUAAUUGUGGGACUUUUAUGUUCCUUGGAUUCAGCAUUCUUUCAGAUGUGAGCAGAGGAUUUAUGUUUUGGGUAAGUAUUUGAACUAAUGGCUCCAAUUCGCUCCACUGGGUUUGUCGAUCCUGGUUGGGAUCAUGGUGUUGCUCAAGAUGAGCGAAAGAAGAAGGUCAGAUGCAAUUACUGUGGGAAAAUAGUUAGUGGUGGCAUAUACAGAUUAAAGCAACAUCUAGCACGAGUUUCUGGGGAAGUAACUUACUGUGAAAAGGCUCCAGAAGAAGUCUACCUAAAAAUGAAGGAAAACCUUGAAGGAUGCCGUUCCAAUAAGAAACAAAAACAAGUUGAGGCACAAGCAUAUCUGAAAUUCCAUUCUAAUGAUGAGGAAGAUGAGGAAGAGCGAGUUGGUUAUAGAAACAAAGGGAAGCAAUUGAUGGUUGAUAGAAAUGUUUCGGUAAAUUUGACUCCUCUUAGAUCAUUAGGAUAUGUUGACCCAGGGUGGGAGCAUGGCACUGCUCAGGAUGAGAGAAAGAAGAAAGUGAAGUGCAAUUAUUGUGAAAAAGUUGUCAGUGGAGGUAUAAAUCGGUUUAAACAACAUCUGGCAAGGAUUCCUGGAGAAGUAGCACCUUGUAAACAUGCCCCCGAGGAGGUUUAUCUUAAAAUAAAAGAGAAUAUGAAAUGGCAUCGCACUGGAAGGAGGCAUCGACGACCUGAGGCCAAGGACUUUCCAGCUUUCUAUUCAAAGUCAGAUAAUGAAGAGGAAGAAGAUGAUCAAGUUGAUGAUGCUCUGCAUCAUCUGUCCAAGGAAACUAUGGUAGAUGUUGAUAAGAGAUUGUCUAAAGAUUUAAGAAAGAACUUCAAGGGAUUCUCAUCUAGUAGUGGUCCUGAACCAGUAUUAAGAAGAUCAAGAUUGGAUUCUGUUUAUCUGAAAAUGCCUAAGAAUCAGACGCCUCAAACUUACAAACCACUAAAAGUUAAGACAGGCCCCACUAAAAAAUCACGCAAGGAGGUCAUUUCCACAAUUUGCAAGUUCUUUUAUCAUGCAGGGGUUCCUUUACAGGCUGCAAACUCCAUAUACUUUCACAAAAUGCUGGAAGUAAUUGGUCAAUAUGGCCAAGGACUGAUAUGCUCUCCAAGCCAACUUAUUUCUGGUCGGUUUCUUCAGGAGGAAAUCAAUACAAUUAAGAAUUACCUAGUUGAAUACAAGGCUUCUUGGGCGUUUACUGGUUGUUCUAUAAUGGCAGAUAGUUGGAGAGAUACUCAGGGUAGGACUUUAAUUAACUUUCUGGUUUCUUGCCCUCAUGGUGUUUACUUUGUUUCUUCAGUUGAUGCCACUAAUGUUGUAGAAGAUGCAUCAAAUCUAUUUAGGCUUCUAGAUGAAGUGGUGGAAGAAAUAGGCGAGGAGAAUGUAGUGCAGGUAAUUACUGAAAAUACCCCCAGCUAUAAAGCUGCUGGGAAAAUGCUUGAAGAGAGGAGAAGGAACUUAUUCUGGACCCCGUGUGCCACCUACUCUAUUGAUAGGAUGCUUGAAGAUUUUAUGAAGAUAAAAUGUGUUGGAGAGUGCAUGGAAAAGGGCCAAAAAAUUACGAAGCUCAUAUACAAUCAAAUAUGGUUGUUAAAUCUCAUGAAGAAUGAAUUUACUCAGGGACAGGAGCUUCUGAAGCCAGCUGGCACCCGAUAUGCCUCUAGCUUUGCUACAUUACAAAGCUUGCUGGAUCAUCGGGUUGGUCUGAGACGAAUGUUCACAUCAAACAAAUGGAUUUCAUCUAGGUUCUCCAGCACAAUCGAAGGAAAAGAGGUGGAAAAAAUUAUCUUGAAUGUUACUUUCUGGAAGAAAAUGCAAUACGUCAGGAAGUCAGUAGACCCAAUAAUGCAAGUACUCCAAAAGCUUUACAGUGGCGAAAGCUUGUCAAUGCCAUACAUAUACAAUGACAUGUACAGGGCUAAACUUGCAAUCAAAGCCCUUCACGGUGAUGAUGCUCGUAAAUAUGAACCAUUUUGGAAGGUGAUAGACAACCACGGGAACUCUCUUUUCUAUCACCCUCUUUAUUUGGCUGCAUACUUCUUAAAUCCAUCAUACCGAUAUCGUACAGAUUUUGUGGCGCAUUCUGAGGUAGUACGUGGACUUAAUGAAUGCAUUGUGCGGCUGGAGCCAGAUAAUAUGAGACGGAUUUCAGCAUCAAUGCAGAUUUCUGAUUAUAAUUCUGCGAAGGCUGAUCUUGGAACUGAAUUGGCAAUUAGCACUAGAACAGAGCUUGAACCAGCUGCUUGGUGGCAACAACAUGGAAUAAGUUGCUUAGAACUGCAAAGAAUAGCUGUGCGCAUACUAAGUCAGACAUGUUCAUCCUUUGGGUGUGAGCAUGAUUGGAGUAUAUAUGAUCAGAUAUAUAGUAAAAGGUGUAAUCGUUUAUCACAGAAGAAACUGAAUGAUCUCAUCUAUGUUCACUACAACUUGCGACUUAGAGAAUGCCAAUUAAGAAAAAGGUGCAAGGACUCGAGCUCUGUCUCUCUUGACACUGCUCUGCAAGAGACUCUGCUUGAGGACUGGAUAUUUGAUGCGGACCUACAGAGUGCAAGUGGUGAUAAGGUCAUCGGUUUUGGAGGCGAACAAGACGAUGAAUGCGAAAAUGAUUCGAUUGAUUAUGAAGAUGGAGCUGCAAGGCCUGUGAAGGAAUGCCUUGAGCUGGUUGCCAUAGGGGAUGUAGAAUCAUUGGAUGUAGAUCAUGCUAACAUGGAUGCUGCCACCGACGAUGAAUCUGAUCUGAAUUAUUUUGAUGAUGAUCUGAGCGAGUAAUCAGGUUACAUGUAUCAUUGGUUAUUAGCACCUACAAAUAUGCUGUGAAGAAAAAUAUGAACGCCUUUCUCCUCAUAAGCCAUGUAUUGAAUAUCUAUUUUUAUCUAUUGAGAGCAAAAUCAGUUACAGAUGGAA